Molecule: messenger RNA, 732 nt
Organism: Gamsiella multidivaricata
Lineage: Eukaryota; Fungi; Mortierellomycota; Mortierellomycetes; Mortierellales; Mortierellaceae
Product: flavoprotein-like protein
Exons: 1
Coding region: 1-732 (243 amino acids)
Molecular function (GO): oxidoreductase activity
Source: RefSeq, a predicted model, not a curated record
AUGCUGCGCUAUAAACCAUAUCGUGCUCUCAAGAACGCCGCGGACGAUUGGGUCGCCAAUCUCAACCUUUCUGCGCUCCAAGAGUACGGAAAGAACCAUGCCCCGAUCAACGUCUUAGUUCUCUAUGGCUCCUUGCGAGAGCGAUCCUUCUCCCGUCUGCUCGCGUACGAAUUCGCCAGGAUCCUUGACCGAUUGGGUGCUGAUGUCCGCGUGUUUGACCCUACGGGCCUCCCAGUCAAGGACGGCGUGUCCGAGAAUCAUCCCAAGGUCCAAGAGCUGCGUGAGCUCAGCCAGUGGUCCCACGCACACGUCUGGGUGUCUCCUGAGCAGCACGGCAAUGUCACAGCUGCCUUCAAGAACCAAAUCGACUGGAUCCCAUUGUCUCUAGGCUCGGUCAGGCCAACGCAAGGCAGGACACUGGCGAUUGCGCAGGUGUCCGGCGGCUCGCAAAGUUUCAACACUGUCAACACGCUCCGAAUCCUGGGGAGGUGGAUGCGCAUGUUUACGAUUCCGAACCAGUCGUCCGUACCCAAGGCCUGGACAGAGUUCAAUGAAGAUGAUCGAAUGAAGCCGAGUGAUCUGCGCCAGCGUGUUGUCGAUGUUGCGGAAGAGCUGUUCAAGUUCACGCUUCUCUUGAGGCCCCAGACAGAAUUCCUCACAGACAGAUAUAGCGAGAGAGAAGAAAAGUUGAAAAACGGCUGCUUACUCUCUCAGGCUGAAAAGUUGCAGUGA